Messenger RNA from Otolemur garnettii (small-eared galago), 4181 nucleotides. It is a transcript of the gene DCLRE1A, whose product is annotated as DNA cross-link repair 1A. Gene Ontology annotation, molecular function: 5'-3' DNA exonuclease activity; damaged DNA binding. The record is from RefSeq and is a predicted model, not a curated record. The coding region runs from base 659 to 3787 and encodes 1042 amino acids. The transcript is spliced from 10 exons. Gene Ontology annotation, biological process: interstrand cross-link repair; double-strand break repair via nonhomologous end joining; protection from non-homologous end joining at telomere. NCBI's taxonomy places the organism in Eukaryota, Metazoa, Chordata, Mammalia, Primates, Galagidae.
AUCCGCUGAUUCGACACGGCACUGGCAGCGGGAAGCUCUUCCCGCCAAGACACUAAAGGGUUUGUUCAUUGCUGCUGGAGGAAGAUAAUGGAUUGACCUAAAAAGCUGAAGUUGCUGAACACCCACAAGUCAUGGAUAAGGCAAUUACUUUUUUGCGACUUACACACCUCUUUGACUAUGGUGUGAGGAGUUUUGUUGGUAACUGAGGUAGCCAUUCAGUGUUUGGAAUUCCUGCUGAGUCACCUGCCCAGGGACUGUGGUUGGAUUUGUGAAUUAUGUGAACAGUUGUCCACUUGAAAGAGAACUCAAAGUAGCUUUGUAACAGUUUUACAGAGUCAUUCUGAGAGUAAGCUGCUAAACCUGUAUUUCCCAUUAGUGCCUAAUUUUCAAAGUACAGUAUUGAUUUCUUAUUUUUGUGAAUUAAGUCCCAGAGAAGGCUGAGAUUCCUGAAUGAAAUUGCCACAGUCAGAAACUUCACUACUGUGACUAUUUCUUUUAAUUUUGUUGCGGUAUAAAUGGAAGGACAGAUUCCCAUCCAGUUAGUGGGGGAUUUGUUACUUUUGAUUUUUCUCUCUGCAAAAAUAGAAAUUUUGUAGCAAGAAAUGAACUUUCAAUUCACUUAAGACUAGCAAUUCUUUAAUGAUAAAAUCAUUUUGCCAUGAUAGACGACACUCUUGUGGAAGAAGACAUUUGGGAAUACAAAUCUAAACGAAAACCAAAACUAGCUGUCACAAAUCAUGGCCCUGAAAAUAUUCCAAAAUCUGUUGGAAAAGCAAAAGAUGGAAAGUGCCAAUCAAAAAGAAAUAGAAACAGAAAAAGAACCAGAGAAGCUAAAGGGGAGGUGAAGGACCGUGAGAUGUCUCCUAGAGAAGGAGUGUGUCAGACUUGUGUAGCUUCCAGUCAGAGUUCAAGCUGUGGGGAUGGUAUUCAACAGUCUCUAGACAAGGAGACCACUCCAAGAAAGUUGGGUAGAACUCACAAAAACAAACAGGUGUCUCCAAAGAUACGUCCACUUUAUGAAGGAUACUGUCCAAACUGCCAGAUGCCUUUUUCCUCAUUACUAGGUCAAACACCUCGAUGGCAUGUCUUUGAAUGUUUGGAUUCUCCCUCAGUCUCUGAAACAGAGUGUCCUGAUGGUCUUCUGUGCACCUCAACAAUUCCUUCUCAUUACAAGAGAUACACUCACUUCCUGCUUGCUCAGAGUAGGUCCGGUAGUAGUCCUGUGAGCAACCCAUCCUACGUGUCAGGUGGUAGUGUCAGUGAGGAUAAUUCCAGCUUUCUCCGUAGCCUUGCGGAAAGAUGGUCUCCAUAUCAGAAACAAAUGGAAAACUUAGAAGAAAUUUCAAGCAAUCCCUUGUUGGUAACUCAGUGUUUAAGAAAAUCUCAAUCUCAAUAUCCAACUGAAAUUGACAAAAGGAUUUCCUCUCCUGCAAAUAGCCAAACAUCCCAACAAGCGCUACAAUUUACGGGGUUUGUUAAGAGUGACAGACUGGUAAGAGUUGGUUUGCCUCUUGCUGAUAAAGUACUGGAUAGCCAAAACAACUCAGAACCCAUAAAUUUGCCCUUGCCAGAAAAUGACUUUAGCGACUGUGAAAUCUCCUAUUCUCCACUUCAAAGUGAUGAAGAAACUCACAAGGGAGAUGAAAAGCUGGAUGAUUCACAACAGGAACUAUUUUUUACUGAAAAUUCAAAAGAUAGCUGCCUACAAGAAGAUAACGACUGCUCUACUUCAUUUGAAAAACUACAAGGUCACUUACUGCAGGACCAGGAGGAGGGCUACCCCAAAGUGAAUAGCUUCUUAACUCAGCACAAGUAUGAUGCAGAAUUGUAUAAAUACAGUACACUAAGCCAUUCCCCAAAUAAUCAGAGUAUUCCUUUGUAUUAUGAUCCAGCCUACACCGGUGGUGAUUGUAUGUUGUUUCCACCUGCAUUAGCAGGGGAGUUUGCUGCUUCUAAUUAUAUAGCAAAACCUGGUGAGCCAGAAUUUCAGUCAUCUCAAUCAAAUAAACAGAAAUGGGUCCUUGAAGGAUCAGCUGUUUCUCUUCCGUUAGUAACGAGUGAAAUGUCAAGACUUUUUGAAAGCCAGGGAGGAGGUUAUCUUUCUUUCCACCCAACCCAAAGUAAAAUUAAGGAAUUACCAAGUGAGAACCUCUGUGCCAGGAACAACACUAACUCAGCAGGUAGCCACAGAAAGGCAUUAGACGGUGUGCUAGGUGGUAAAGUUCCUGUUUUAAAUACAGAAAGGGUUUCUGGUACACCUGCUUCUAAGUCUUUGAAAACAUUGACUUCUGGUCCUAAGUGUAGUGUAAGAAACCCUUCUACCAAGGUAAUGAAGCAAACAGAUAUAGGUGUGUACUUUGGACUACCGCCUAAAAGAAAAGAUGAGAAAUUGCUGGAGGAAAGUGCAUCACAAGGGAUAGAGUUAAAUCCAGUUCCAAGUCCUAAGAAAAACAGGUCUUGGCAGCGCAAGAGGAAAGCAGAAAAAUCUUUAAGUGAUUUAGAAUUUGAUGCACAGAAUUUAAGUGAGAGUCAGCUUUCUGUGGAACUUUCUAGUGAGAGGUUACAGCGUCAAAGAAAAAGACUUAAAAAGUCAAAUUCACUGCAGGAAGGAGCACGUGAGAAAAGGUCAGAUGACCUUACAAAAUCUGGAACAACCAAUUUAAGGAAAAGCAGAGCCUUCAGAAAAUCAGCUCCUGGCGGGCUGCAAAGAGAGAACGAGAAAAUCUCAGAGUCACCUAACAUUGGAGAAUUAAGAAAAAAGACAUGUCCAUUCUAUAAGAAAAUACCUGGAACGGGCUUUACAGUGGACGCCUUCCAGUAUGGCGUGGUGGAAGGUUGCACAGCCUACUUCCUCACGCAUUUUCACUCUGAUCAUUAUGCUGGGCUGUCUAAGCACUUCACGUUUCCAGUUUAUUGUAGCGAGAUAACUGGCAAUUUGUUGAAGAAUAAGCUUCAUGUGCAAGAACAAUACAUCCAUCCAUUGCCGAUGGACACUGAAUGUGUUGUGAAUGGUGUCAAAGUGGUUUUGCUGGAUGCCAAUCACUGUCCAGGUGCCGUCAUGAUCCUUUUUUAUCUUCCUAAUGGUACUAUCAUAUUACACACUGGAGACUUCAGAGCAGACCCCAGCAUGGAACGUUCCCUCCUCGCAGGCCAGAAGGUGCACACGCUGUACUUAGACACAACAUACUGUAGCCCAGAAUACACCUUUCCGUCUCAGCAAGAGGUUAUCCAGUUUGCCAUCAACACUGCCUUUGAGGCUGUAACUCUAAACCCAUGUGCUCUUGUCGUGUGUGGCACUUACUCUAUUGGAAAAGAGAAAGUCUUCCUAGCCAUUGCUGAUGUUUUGUGUUCAAAAGUGGCCAUGUCCCAAGAAAAAUAUAAAACAUUACGGUGCCUCAAUAUACCAGAAAUUAAUUCACUCAUCACUACGGACAUGUGCAGUUCCUUGGUUCACCUUCUCCCAAUGAUGCAAAUUAAUUUUAAGGAUUUACAGAGUCAUUUGAAGAAGUGUGGUGGGAAGUAUGAUCAGAUUUUGGCUUUUCGACCUACAGGAUGGACACACUCUAACAAGUUAACUAGUAUAGCAGAUGUUAUUCCCAAGACCAAAGGAAACAUUUCAAUAUAUGGAAUUCCUUACAGUGAACACAGCAGCUACCUUGAAAUGAAGCGCUUUGUCCAGUGGCUGAAGCCCCAGAAAAUCAUUCCUACCGUAAAUGUUGGCAACUUCAAAUCUAGGAGCACAAUGGAGAGAUAUUUCAAAGAGUGGAAAUUGGAAGCUGGGUAUUGAUGAUACCUCAGAAGAUUCAGUAGUAGUUAAGUACCUUACACCUAGGUUCUUAGUAAUUAAAUCUGCAGCAAUAUGAAAUACACCUUACAUGUAAAACCUCACAAAGAUUGCUCAUGUAGGUUUUUUUUUUUUCCUCUUUUGUAUUUGAAUAACAUGGUCAUGGUGCAGAACAUCUCCCAGCAUCAUCAGAAGUAACAGACCGGAUCUCCCCAAUAGCCCUUAAUUCUUGCCCCCUCCCUUGGGAGGCAGUUGUGUUUUAUUUUGCAUCGAGCCUUGGUGGAAGACACAAAGGCAGGUUCAGGGACCAGAAGGAUCCAUGAUAAUCGAUAGACUAGAUUGAAACGUUAUGUGUAAGGAAUUAUAUGUCUUUAAAACUAUGAGAUAAAAAUUUUAU